GGCGUAUGGCCCCGAAGAGAAGAACUGGGGUACGCGGCGUCUGUUCAUUGACAAUAAUCUCGCUCAAGUGUAUAGGAAUUGCCCAUCGGGUACUGCUGCCUGCGCUUGGCCCGUUGAGCAUUCGGAAUAUGUUUGAUGAAAUGCGUGUACGUGCCCCAGGAUGCCGUAGAGCGCGAGCAGAUAUGCCUUUCGCGGACCUUCCGCUGCCUCCAUGAUCUUGAUUUGCGUUAAUUUGGGUCCUCCCGAAGCUAUAGUAGGGAACGUUUGGCUGACUGACAUAGGAUAUUGCGUCCCAACUUGUCAUGAAAUGGGCUCGACACGGUCCAAACGCAGUCAUUCAAGUAACUGAUGAUUUCACGCGGUUAACUCUAGAUACAAUUGCACUUUGUGCGAUGGAUUACAGGUUCAAUUCAUAUUACUACGAGUCAUUGCACCCAUUUAUCGCGGCCAUGGCGGAAUUCCUCAAGACUUCAGGGGAUAGGGCGAGGCGCAAUGCUCUAGUACAGUCUCUGUUUUAUCGGCAGGAGACGCAGAAGUACUGGGAAGAUAUUGCCCUGCUUCGGAAAACAAGCCAAGAGGUGAUCGACACGAGGAAACAAAAUCCAACGGACAAGAAAGACAUACUUAAUGCAAUGCUCCAUGGAGUUGAUCCACAAACCGGCGAGAAGAUGUCUGAAGAGAGUAUCAUCAGCAACAUGAUUACGUUUCUCAUUGCUGGUCAUGAGACUACUUCGGGGCUUUUGUCUUUUGCAUUCUACUAUCUCCUCAAGAAUCCCGACGCAUACGACAAGGCCCAGCAGGAGGUUGACAACGUCAUUGGGAAAGAUCCAAUCAAUGUUGAUCACCUCUCAAAACUACCGUAUCUUGCAGCGGUUCUGAGGGAGACACUCCGGUUAACACCAACAGCACCUUUAAUCGGACUACAGGCAAAAGAGGAUACUACCUUGGGCGGCAAGUAUCAGGUCAAAAAGGGUGUUCCUAUCGUUGCUCUCCUCCACAACAUCCAUCGUGAUCCAACGGUUUACGGUGAAGACAACGAAGCUUUCCGCCCAGAACGGAUGUUGGAUGAAAACUUCAAGCGUCUCAAUGAACAAUAUCCGAAUUGCUGGAAACCGUUUGGCAACGGAAUGCGUGCUUGCAUUGGCAGGCCCUUUGCAUGGCAGGAAGCGCUCAUGGUUACCGCGCUGCUUCUCCAAAACUUCAACUUCUCCAUGGAGGACCCCUCAUACAAGCUUCAGAUUAAACAAACCCUUACCAUCAAACCCAAAGGCUUCCGCAUGCGGGCCCAUUUACGCCACCAUAUCACACCGACGAGUUUGGAAAAGGUCCUGGCAACAUCCUCCGUUGGCGAUCGUGUGGCAACCAAGACGGCCGACUCACAAUCUACGCCACCCAUGCCAUCGGCAAAGCCUAGAGGAAAGGCUAUGCUCAUUCUCUAUGGCUCCAACACUGGCACUUGCGAAGCAUUGGCCAACAGAUUAGGAGCAAACGCCUCAAACCACGGAUUUCUUGCCGAGGGCAUUGAUACGCUCGACUCGGCAAGGGACAACUUGCCAAUUGACAAACCUGUGGUUAUAAUCACGGCGUCCUACGAGGGCCAGCCAGCAGAUAAUGCCGGACAUUUUGUCAAAUGGGUCGACGGCCUUAAGGAAUCCGAGCUGUCGAAAGUGGCCUAUGCUGUCUUUGGCUGCGGGCAUCGAGACUGGGCCAAGACGUUUCAUCGUAUUCCCAAACACCUCAAUGAAGUCAUGGAGAAGCGUGGUGGGACGAGGAUCGCUCCAAUUGGGACCGCUGAUGCUGCAUCAGGUGACAUCUUUACCGAUUUUGAGACAUGGGAAGACCAGGUGUUUUGGCCAGCAAUGAAACAACAAUACGGUACCACUGAUGCGGGUGAUGAAAGGCAAGAGUCUGGUGUUAAAGUGGAGGUCUCCGCACCACGGCCCUCUAUGUUACGUCAAGAUGUGAGAGAGGCAGAAGUUGAAGACGUACAGAUCUUAUGCAAGGCCUCUGCUGCGGAUCGCAUCGGAGAAAAGCGACACAUUGAAAUAAGUCUACCCUCAGACAUGACUUAUUCUGCAGGUGAUUACCUCGCCAUUCUGCCUUUGAAUCCGAAGGAGAACAUUGGUCGGGCUAUGAGGCACUAUGGACUUGCAUGGGACAGCAUGUUGACCAUAACGUCUGCUCGUCCCACGGUGCUACCUGUGGGAACGCCGGUUUCUGCGACAGACGUGCUUGGAGCCUAUGUCGAGCUUGCACAGCCAGCCAGCAAGCGCAAUGUAUUGGCCUUGCUGGAAACAACACCGGACUCGGAGACGAGGGAAGAACUGGAGCGUCUCUCGGAUGUUGACUUUGCGGCCGAAAUCACGGCGAAGAGGGUGUCAGUGUUGGAUCUUCUCGAAAGAUUCCCUUCCGUGCAGCUUCCACUUGGGGCUUUCCUGGAAAUGCUUCCUCCCAUGCGGGUUCGCCAAUACUCAAUUUCUUCUUCUCCCUUAUGGAAUCUCAACAAUGUUACCCUGACCUACUCCGUCCUUGACCAACCUGCCCUAAGUGGCCAUGGGCAAUUUGUUGGCGUCGCUUCGAACUACCUGUCCAGUCUGGAUCCUGGUGACAAGGUACACGUGGCCGUACGUCAGUCACAUCAGGCUUUCCACCUGCCCAAGGACGGCAAGAAUGUUCCAGUCAUUAUGAUCGCUGCCGGGACUGGCAUUGCUCCGUUUCGGGGUUUCAUCCAAGAACGCGCGGCACAGUUGGCUGCUGGUCGGAAAUUGGCCCCGGCUAUUCUCUUCUACGGCUGCCACUCGCCGACCAGCGAUGCCCUUUAUGCGGACGAGAUGGAGCGUUGGGAAGACCUCGGCGCAGUCUCCGUACGUUAUGCAUACUCUCGUUCCCCAGAACUGGCAAACGAUUGCUGCUAUGUUCAAGAAAGGGUGUACCACGAUCGCAAGGAGGUGGUUGAACUGUUCGAGGCAGGCGCGAAGGUGUUUGUUUGUGGUAGUCGGGAGGUUGGGAAAGGGGUCCAAGAUUGCUGUCUGAAGAUCAUAAAGGAGAGAAGUGAAGAGCAAGGCCGGCAUAUCAGUGACGAGACAGCUCGGGAGUGGCUCGAGAAACAGAGGAAUGAACGUUUCGCGACGGACGUAUUUGCUUAAGCCUCUCAUGGCAUGGUAUGUGAAAGUCAAAACACUGGUACAAGAGUGCAAGGUUUCCGGUUCGUAAUUUGCAAAAACAAGCAUCUAGCUUACCAUAUAUGCCUCUCCGUAAAGGCAGUCACUGAUAUUGUGUCUCACCCAUAUUGCGAGAUGAUUCGUUGGGAG
Molecule: messenger RNA, 3311 nt
Organism: Westerdykella ornata
Lineage: Eukaryota; Fungi; Ascomycota; Dothideomycetes; Pleosporales; Sporormiaceae
Product: bifunctional P-450/NADPH-P450 reductase
Exons: 5
Coding region: 303-3146 (947 amino acids)
Cellular component (GO): cytosol
Molecular function (GO): flavin adenine dinucleotide binding; heme binding; monooxygenase activity
Source: RefSeq, a predicted model, not a curated record